UCUUUCACGUCUGUCUGUCCUGCUCCACUCUUGAGCUCUAGUGAGUCCCAUCAAAGCACCCGAGAGGAAAAUGGCCUUCACUGGAGUCGCAGUGUUAGGACUCUUCAUCACAGUUGCCCUGGUGAGCCUUCAGGAAGCACGGGCUAUCAAAGAGGACCAUGUGAUCAUCCAGGCCGAGUUCUUUCUGAACCCUGACCAACUAGGCGAGUUUAUGUUUGACUUUGAUGGUGACGAGAUUUUCCAUGUGGAUAUGACAAAGAAGGAGACGGUCUGGCGGCUCAAAGAUUUUGGUGAUUUUGCCAGCUUUGAGGCUCAGGGUGCACUGGCCAAUAUAGCUGUGGACAAAGCCAACCUCGAAAUAAUGACAAAGCGCUCCAACUACACCCCGAACACCAACGUACCUCCGGAGAUGACUGUGCUCCCCAGCAGCGCUGUGGAACUGGGGGAGCCCAACGUCCUCAUCUGUUUCGUCGACAAGUUCUCCCCACCAGUGAUCAAUGUCACGUGGCUUCGCAAUGGAAAACCUGUCACAACCGGAGUGUCAGAGACAGUCUUCCUGCCCAGGGAGGACCACCUUUUCCGCAAGUUCUACUACCUCCCCUUCCUGCCCUCAAACGAGGACUUCUAUGACUGCAAGGCGGAGCACUGGGGUUUGGAGGAGCCCCUGACCAAGCACUGGGAGUUUGAAGCACAAGCCCCGCUCCUAGAGACCAAGGAGAAUGUGGUGUGUGGCCUGGGCCUGCUUGUGGGUCUGGUGGGCAUCACUGUUGGCACCAUCCUCAUCGUCAAGGGCAUGCGCAAAGACCGUGCUGCUGAGCGCCGGGGGCCGCUGUGAGGCACUGCAGGUAGUGGAAUUUCUUAGGGAGAAGAUCGAUGAAGAGAUUUCUGCUUUAGUAUCUUUACAAGCCUGGUGACUCUCCAAUGGUUUCCCUGAGUGAAGACAACCAUUCUUCAGCACUUUUCAGCUCCUUGGCCGGUCUAAGAGCGAUGGCACCUCCUUGAUCGCCCAUGCUCGAGCAUUUUGUUGGGCUUCCCUGUUCGUUGCCCCUUCCCAUAUCUGUUUUCGCUCAUUUCCCACUAUCAUUUUUCACUAUCAGCAUGCGAUGCCCCUACAGUAGGCACCGUGAGAUCCUUUCUUCACUGUGGAAGCUUUUAAAAGUUCUGUGGAAGCAUCUCCUGUCCACCUAUCACUUGGGGUUUCUUCAAACUGUGAUUGUGAUUUUUCCAAAUGCAAUAAACUAUUGGAUGAGUCUA
Molecule: messenger RNA, 1254 nt
Organism: Molossus molossus (Pallas's mastiff bat)
Lineage: Eukaryota; Metazoa; Chordata; Mammalia; Chiroptera; Molossidae
Product: HLA class II histocompatibility antigen, DR alpha chain
Exons: 5
Coding region: 71-835 (254 amino acids)
Biological process (GO): antigen processing and presentation of exogenous peptide antigen via MHC class II; peptide antigen assembly with MHC class II protein complex; immune response
Cellular component (GO): membrane; MHC class II protein complex
Molecular function (GO): MHC class II protein complex binding
Source: RefSeq, a predicted model, not a curated record